This is a messenger RNA of Triplophysa dalaica, 5197 nucleotides long. RefSeq names its product titin-like. Lineage: Eukaryota; Metazoa; Chordata; Actinopteri; Cypriniformes; Nemacheilidae. The record is from RefSeq and is a predicted model, not a curated record. The coding region runs from base 378 to 5036 and encodes 1552 amino acids. The transcript is spliced from 60 exons.
UAUAGUUUAAUACGACUACUCUUUAAUACGAUGAUAUUUACAUAACAUACACAUUUGUUUUUCUUUGAGAAAUGCAUUUCCAGCCUCGCUGAUUGUGACGUGUUUAACGCUUGAGGUGUAUGCCGGGUCACUGUUGUGUUAACGUUGUCAAGUCAGUGUUGUUUAUGUUUUCGGCGACUUUGCGAGUUUUGAUUUUUUCGGAGACCAAAACCAGCGAUUCUUGGCGUUUUCUCUGUUGUUGUUAUUCUGUGAUGGAAGAGUCCGCGUUUGAGUGACCGAAAGUGACCGAAAACCGUUGACUCGACCUGAUCGUGCGAUAUCACCUCAGUUAGCGCCUAUUUCUACUCAGCGAUCGGUUCCAGACUCAACAUCCCAUCAUGGUUUGUUUCGAGACUGCCGAAGCAGAAAUGAUCGUCGAGGACGUUCAGCCCAUAACUUCUUGGGCCGAUUCCAUCGACGAUGAAGACGAAUACUUCUAUAAUGUGUCCCGUGCGCCCAUACCAUCGUGGGCCGUCAUGGAUGUGACCUUUGAGGCGGCUGAAGAUCCAGAGCCUUCACCUUCUGGCCCUGUGAGAGCAGAGAUUCCUGUUGUCCAGAAGAGGGUCAUUAGAGAUGGGUGGAGAAGUCGGGUGGUUUUGAAAAAGACAUCUGUGAUGCCUCCCGUGACGACAGAUUCAGCAGGUCACCCAUCUAAGCUGGAGAGACAAAAAGAGAAAUCUGAGUCCCUGGUACCUCCAGCACCAGCCUCUGUUCCAAAAACAGCUCCAAGAGAUGCAGUUGACACACCAAAGGUUUCCAAGAAACCAAGGAGGAGGAAAAGAAAAAUUGCAAAUGCUCCCUCACAAAGCGAGGAGAUCAAUGGACAAGAGACGUCCACAGAACCCAUCACGCCAGAUUCUCCACCUCAACAGGAGAGUUCUGCUCAGAGGCUGGAUGAACCAGAUCAAGUUAAAUCUGAGUCCUUGAUACCACCAGCUGAUGCUGCCGAUCCAAAAGCAGCUCCAAGAGAUGCAGUUGACACACCAAAGGUUUCCAAGAAACCAAGGAGGAGGAAAAGAAAAAUGGCAAAUGCUUCCUCACAAAAUCAGGGGAUUGGUGGACAAGAGACGUCCACAGCACCCUCCUUCACGCCACCUUCUCCACCUCAGAAGAAGAGUACUUCAAAGACACUGAAGUCCCGGGUACCUCCAGCACCGGCAGCUGCUCUAAAAACAGCAGCUGUUGUCCAGAAGAGGGUCAUUAGAGAUGGGUGGAAAAGUCGGGUGGUUUGGCAAAAGACAUCUGUGAUGCCUCCCGUGACGACAGAUUCAGCAGGUCACCCAUCUAAGCUGGAGAGACAAAAAGAGAAAUCUGAGUCCCUGGUACCUCCAGCACCAGCCUCUGUUCCAAAAACAGCUCCAAGAGAUGCAGUUGACACACCAAAGGUUUCCAGCGAACCAAGGAGGAGGAUAAGAAAAGUGUCAAAAGAUAUCACUCAUUGGAUGAAGAGAUGUGUCAUGUGCAUUGUUGGCUUCCUCACAAAAUCAGGGGAUUGGUGGACAAGAGACGUCCACAGCACCCUCCUUCACGCCACCUUCUCCACCUUAAAGAGUACUUCAAAGACACUGAAGUCCCGGGUACCUCCAGCACCGGCAGCUGCUCUAAAAACAGCUGUUAACAAGAAGAGGGUCAUUAGAGAUGGGUGGAGAAGUUGGGUGAUUUGGCAAAAGACAUCUGUGAUGCCUCCCGUGACGACAGAUUCAGCAGGUCACCCAUCUAAGCUGGAGAGACAAAAAGAGAAAUCUGAGUCCGUGGUACCUCCAGCACCAGCCUCUGUUCCAAGAGCAGCUCCCUCACAAAGCGAGGAGAUCAAUGGACAAGAGACGUCCACAGAACCCAUCAUGCCAGAUUCUCCACCUCAACAGGAGAGUUCUGCUCAGAGGCUGGAUGAACCAGAUCAAGUUAAAUCUGAGUCCUUGAUACCACCAGCUGAUGCUGCCGAUCCAAAAGCAGCUCCAAGAGAUGCAGUGGACACACCAAAGGUUUCAAAGAAACCAAGGAGGAGGAAAAGAAAAAUUGCAAAAGCUCCCUCACAAAGCGAGGAGAUCAAUGGACAAGAGACGUCCACAGAACCCAUCAUGCCAAAUUCUCCACCUCAACAGGAGAGUUCUGCUCAGAGGCUGGAUGAACCAGAUCCAGUUAAAUCUGAGUCCUUGAUACCACCAGCUGAUGCUGCCGUUCCAAAAGCAGCUCCAAGAGAUGCAGUGGACACACCAAAGGUUUCCAAGAAACCAAGGAGGAGGAAAAGAAAAAUUGCAAAUGCUUCCUCACAAAAUCAGGGGAUUGGUGGACAAGAUACGUCCAGGGGACCCUCCUUCACGCCACCUUCUCCACCUCAGAAGGAGAGUACAAAGACACUGAAGUCCCGGGUACCUCCAGCACCGGCAGCUGCUCUAAAAACAGCAGCUGUUGUCCAGAAGAGGGUCAUUAGAGAUGGGUGGAGAAGUCGGGUGGUUUGGCAAAAGACAUCUGUGAUGCCUCCCGUGACGACAGAUUCAGCAGGUCACCCAUCUAAGCUGGAGAGACAAAAAGAGAAAUCUGAGUCCCUGGUACCUCCAGCACCAGCCUCUGUUCCAAAAACAGCUCCAAGAGAUGCAGUGGACACACCAAAGGUUUCCAAGAAACCAAGGAGGAGGAAAAGAAAAGUGUCAAAAGCUCCAUCACAAAGCGAGGAGAUCAAUGGACAAGAGACGUCCACAGAACCCAUCAUGCCAGAUUCUCCACCUCAACAGGAGAGUUCUGCUCAGAGGCUGGAUGAACCAGAUCAAGUUAAAUCUGAGUCCUUGAUACCACCAGCUGAUGCUGCCGAUCCAAAAACAGCUCCAAGAGAUGCAGUGGACACACCAAAGGUUUCCAAGAAACCAAGGAGGAGGAAAAGAAAAAUGGCAAAUGCUCCCUCACAAAGCGAGGAGAUCAAUGGACAAGAGACGUCCACAGAACCCAUCACGCCAGAUUCUCCACCUCAACAGGAGAGUUCUGCUCAGAGGCUGGAUGAACCAGAUCAAGUUAAAUCUGAGUCCUUGAUACCGCAAGCUGAUGCUGCCGUUCCAAAAGCAGCUCCAAGAGAUGCAGUGGACACACCAAAGGUUUCAAAGAAACCAAGGAGGAGGAAAAGAAAAGUGUCAAAAGCUUCCUCACAAAAUCAGGGGAUUGGUGGACAAGAGACGUCCAGGGGACCCUCCUUCACGCCACCUUCUCCACCUCAGAAGGAGAGUACAAAGACACUGAAGUCCCGGGUACCUCCAGCACCGGCAGCUGCUCUAAAAACAGCUCCCUCACAAAGCGAGGAGAUCAAUGGACAAGAGACGUCCACAGAACCCAUCACGCCAGAUUCUCCACCUCAACAGGAGAGUUCUGCUCAGAGGCUGGAUGAACCAGAUCAAGUUAAAUCUGAGUCCUUGAUACCACCAGCUGAUGCUGCCGUUCCAAAAGCAGCUCCAAGAGAUGCAGUUGACACACCAAAGGUUUCCAAGAAACCAAGGAGGAGGAAAAGAAAAGUGGCAAAUGAUAUCACUCAUUGGAUGAAGAGAUGUGUCAUGUGCAUUGUUGGCUUCCUCACAAAAUCAGGGGAUUGGUGGACAAGAGACGUCCACAGCACCCUCCUUCACGCCACCUUCUCCACCUUAAAGAGUACUUCAAAGGCACUGAAGUCCCGGGUACCUCCAGCACCGGCAGCUGCUCUAAAAACAGCAGCUGUUGUCCAGAAGAGGGUCAUUAGAGAUGGGUGGAGAAGUUGGGUGAUUUGGCAAAAGACAUCUGUGAUGCCUCCUGUGACGACAGAUUCAGCAGGUCACCCAUCUAAGCUGGAGAGACAAAAAGAGAAAUCUGAGUCCCUGGUACCUCCAGCACCAGCCUCUGUUCCAAAAACAGCUCCCUCACAAAGGCAAGAGACCGGUGGACAAGAGACGGCAACAAAGCCUGUCGUUACGCCAGCUUCUCCAUCUGAGGGUCAGCGUUCUGCCUGGGGAACUUCUUUACCUCAGCUUCAGAGACCAAGAGACAAACCUGAGACCCUGGUACCUCCAGCACCUGCCGAUGUUCCAAGAGCAGCUCCCUCACAAAGCGAGGAGAUCAAUGGACAAGAGACGUCCACAGAACCCAUCACGCCAGAUUCUCCACCUCAACAGGAGAGUUCUGCUCAGAGGCUGGAUGAACCAGAUCAAGUUAAAUCUGAGUCCUUGAUACCGCAAGCUGAUGCUGCCGAUCCAAAAGCAGCUCCAAGAGAUGCAGUUGACACACCAAAGGUUUCAAAGAAACCAAGGAGGAGGAAAAGAAAAAUGGCAAAUGCUUCCUCACAAAAUCAGGGGAUUGGUGGACAAGAGACGUUUACAGCACCCUCCUUCACGCCACCUUCUCCACCUCAGAAGGAGAGUACAAAGACACUGAAGUCCCGGGUACCUCCAGCACCGGCAGCUGCUCUAAAAACAGCUCCCUCACAAAGCGAGGAGAUCAAUGGACAAGAGACGUCCACAGAACCCAUCACGCCAGAUUCUCCACCUCAACAGGAGAGUUCUGCUCAGAGGCUGGAUGAACCAGAUCCAGUUAAAUCUGAGUCCUUGAUACCACCAGCUGAUGCUGCCGAUCCAAAAGCAGCUCCAAGAGAUGCAGUUGACACACCAAAGGUUUCCAAGAAACCAAGGAGGAGGAAAAGAAAAGUGGCAAAUGCUUCCUCACAAAAUCAGGGGAUUGGUGGACAAGAGACGUCCAGGGGACCCUCCUUCACGCCACCUUCUCCACCUCAAAAUGAGAGUUCCAUGAGACUGGAUAAACCAGAUCCAGUCAAAUCUGAGCCCCUGGUACCUCCAGCAGAUGGUGCUCUUCCAAAAACAGUUUUAAGAAAGCAGGAGAUUGCUGGAGAGGAGACACAGAGACAGGAGGCGAGCGACACUGGCACAUCUGUUGUAGACCUAUGUGAGCGGCUGGAGAAAGUACAUCAGUCCUCAAAGCCUCCUGCUAGAGCUACACAAGCUCCUGAACCUGAAUCCAAUCGAAAAUAAGCUUCUGGAGGAAGUACAUCUAUCCUCAAAACCCCCUUCCACCCCUAGACCAUCUCCAAUACCUGAGUAUCAUCUAUUAGGAUCGUACUCCUCCAGCCCAUUUAACCCCUUGAAGCCUCUGCAACCAGCAAAAUUUAUCUUCAAGCCAUUACCCACAUUUG